AUGGACUCUAUUCUUGGUCUCGUACAGGCACUGCCUGCUACCGACUCAUGGGGACCUCCCGUCACCACCGACACCCUGCGCGACGGUCUCCCCUACGCUCCCUUCUCCAAGGGCGACAAGCUUGGCCGCAUGGCCGACUGGACCGCUGAGGGCAAGGACCGCGAAGGCAGAGGAGGCAGACAACAAUACGGUCGCAACUUCAGAGGUGAGGAAGAUUUGAGAAGAGCCGAGGGAAUACUGAGGCUGACAAGUCACUACAAACAGNACCAGCCCUACGGCGCCGGCGCAGGACUCCAAACCGCUCUCAACAUCGAAGGAAUCGGCGAGGAAGCCAGCUUCUCCAUUGUCGACAACUCGCGCACCGCCGCUCGCCGCACUUUCGGCCGUGGUGGUGGUACCGUUUUCCGUGGACGUGGUGGUGCUCGUGGUGGCGCUGCUCAGCGCGGUGGCCGUGGUGGCACUUUCCAGCGCGUUGGUGGUGCUAGACCUGGACAACAGCAAUACGACAACCGCGGCGCGCAACGUGGAGGCCGUGGUGGCCGCAGAGGAGGCUGGAAGGACUGGGACAAGCCGCAACGCACUCGUGAGGCUUCGGUCCAGCCUCGCGAUACCUGGAAACUGCUCGAGGAGAUUGACUUCAACCGUCUGAUCAAGCUGAACCUGGACACUGGCGAUGGCGAGGAUGUUGAAGACUACGGAUUCCUCUACUACUACGACCGCCAGUUCGACAAGCAGCCUGGUGCUCCUACCUCUUUCCGCAAGCUUAACGUUGUUGAGCGUGCUGCUUACAAUGUCACAACUUCUCACGACCCCAUUAUCCAGGACCUGGCCUCGAAGGACGCCGCUUCCAUCUUCACCACCAGCGAUAUCUUGUCCAUGCUGAUGUGCGCUCCUCGCUCCGUCUACUCAUGGGAUUUGAUCAUCACCAGACAAGGCAACAAGGUCUUCAUCGACAAGCGUGAGGGCAGCAACGUCGACCGUGUCACCGUCAACGAGAACGCCGCCGAUGCACCUCUUGAGACUUCCGAGGGCACCAAGGACACCAUCAACAACGUUGGCGCCCUUAUGGAGGAGGCCACCCACAUCAACCACGUCUUCCCUAUCCAGACCGUCACUGAGAGCCAAACGUCCAAGCGCGACAUGGCCAACGAGCACCCCUUCUACAACCCCGAGGAGGAGACCGAUCCCCCUGCCUCCAAGGCCUACAAGUACCGCAAGUUCGACCUUUCGCUCGAGGCCGACGAGCAGCCGCUACACAUUAUUGUCCGUACCGAGCUCGACGCUGUUGUCAAGAACGCCAUCUCUGGCGAGGACCAAUACCUUACCAUCAAGGCUCUCAACGAGUUUGACAACAAGGCCAUCGGCAGCGGUGGUGCUCUUGACUGGCGCACUAAGCUGGCUUCUCAGCGUGGUGCCGUUGUUGCUACUGAGAUGAAGAACAACAGCUGCAAGCUCGCCCGCUGGGCUACCCAGGCCAUCCUCGCAAAGGCCGACCAGAUGAAGAUUGGGUAA
This is a messenger RNA of Aureobasidium musti, 1512 nucleotides long. NCBI's taxonomy places the organism in Eukaryota, Fungi, Ascomycota, Dothideomycetes, Dothideales, Saccotheciaceae. The record is from the annotation of a GenBank genome assembly.